Messenger RNA from Acanthamoeba castellanii str. Neff, 1512 nucleotides. RefSeq names its product tau-protein kinase. The record is from RefSeq and is a predicted model, not a curated record. Gene Ontology annotation, biological process: autophagy; peptidyl-serine phosphorylation. Bases 1 to 1512 code for a protein of 503 amino acids. Gene Ontology annotation, cellular component: cytoplasm. Gene Ontology annotation, molecular function: protein serine/threonine kinase activity; ATP binding. Lineage: Eukaryota; Discosea; Longamoebia; Acanthamoebidae. The transcript is spliced from 7 exons.
AUGAUGUGCAUGCAGCAGGUGGACCUCGGAUGGGAGCAUCCUUUCGCGUUCGGAAUCUACUGGGCGGGCACCCGGUUCCUUCUGUACGGCAUGGAGGUCCAUCAUACGAACCGCGGCAACCAGUUCCACCCGCACCUGCUCCUGCAAUACUCCUCAUCUGAACCAAUGGAACUUGUGCUCAUCUUCAGGGCUCUUUGGUACUUGCGCCUACAUGCCAUCCAGACAGCUGAGCUGGCCCAGAGGCAGCCAGCCGAUCUCCAAAGGAGGGCCAACGUCUACGCCGCCGAAGCAAGAUCGAAGGGAGAUGACGGUAAUGGUGAUGACGACGAAAAUGAUGGCGAUGGCGAAGGCAACGACAAGCACAACAGCGAGAGUGAGGACGACAGCGGCAGUGGAAGAGAUAGCGCCAGCGACGGCGACAAGGGCGACGACGAAGAUGCUAGCGGCGAUGGGCGCAGUGAGGGCAAAGAUGAGAGUGAUAUUGACAGCAGCGAGGGCAAGGACGACGAGGCCAAGGAUGGUGGGAUCGAAGAGUAUAGUGACCAAGGCACACAAGCAAUGCAUCAGACGAAGGCGAGUAUCACGACCCUUGUGAAGGCCAGUAACGGCCACCAACUCUAUGAGCUUCUUUCCUGCAUCAGCAAGUUGUCUGACUUCCUGAACCAACAGGGAGAGGCAACAGAAGUGCAUCUGGCGAGAAAUGUGGCCAACGGCCAGCUGGCGGCCGUCAAGCGGCGGCUGACUGAUAAUUGGAUCCACUACCAGGAAGUGCACGCACUGCGCAUCCUCGAGGGCGUGCCCGGGGUCGUGCGGCUGAUCGACGAGGGCAGGGCCAUUCCUGGGCGUGGGGAUACCUCCUGGGCCAACAGAGAGCUGGUGCUCAUCUUGGAGUACAUCGACGGCGCUCCAGCUCACCUUGAGGACAUGCCCACUCUUGCAAGCAUCCGCCUGUUCUUCUACCAGCUCACCCGAACUCUUUUGGAGUGUCAUAAGCGAGGCAUCCUGCACUACGACAUCAAGCCCGACAACGUUCUCCUCACGAAUGACAUGAGAGCGGUGGUUAUCGAUUUUGACCACUCAGUCGAUGUGGCGCGAUGCGACAAGGAGAUCCUAACUGCGGGCACGCCGGGCUACACGUGUCCCGAGCUGAGUGGGAUCAGUCUCGAGCUGCCCACGACUGCUGCCGAUACCUGGAGCCUGGGCAUCAUGCUCCUGCAAUCCCUCAUGUGGAUCUACCCGCGCUCCGACGGGGCUGCGCUGCGCCUGGUUCAGCAGCUCCACGCCGCUCCACGCGGCCAAGCCUGCUCCUUCAUCCAGUCCUGGACCCACAACGCACCGGCCGACAAGCUGAAGAAGCUGCUGUUCAAUCGUGCCGCGAAUCAAGCGUGGACACCGGCGCCGUGGUGCACGGAGGAAGGGCUCGACCUGGCCCGCCGCCUGCUCAAGCUCAACCCGAAGAAGCGGUUGGCCCUGGCCGACGCUCUCGCGCAUCCCUUCCUGUCCGCCUGCUGA